Messenger RNA from Ceratosolen solmsi marchali, 1910 nucleotides. Its product is annotated as peroxisomal N(1)-acetyl-spermine/spermidine oxidase. Gene Ontology annotation, molecular function: polyamine oxidase activity. The coding region runs from base 210 to 1751 and encodes 513 amino acids. The transcript is spliced from 4 exons. Lineage: Eukaryota; Metazoa; Arthropoda; Insecta; Hymenoptera; Agaonidae. The record is from RefSeq and is a predicted model, not a curated record.
UCUAUAGACUAUUGAAUUCAUCUUCUAUCUAGUAAUGUGUAGUUCCUACUAAUUAUUAAAAAUAUCAAAUUCAUCAUUAAAAUGAUUAAAAAUACACAUAAAUUACAACAUCAGUUUACGUUAUCAAAAUUAAGAUUAUCAUAUUAUAUUAUAACAGAGAACUGUAGUAACAGAUUAGAAAUUUACAAUUAAAUACAUAAUCAAUCAACAUGGUCAUGGCGGCAUCUACAGAAGAAUCGGUGGACAAUGGAUUGCAUUCAUGUAAAGUACUCAUUGUUGGAGCUGGUAUGGCUGGUUUAUCUGCCGCUAAUCAUCUUUUGAAAAAUGCAGAGCAAGAUUUUCUAAUUGUCGAGGCUCGUUCUCGUGUCGGUGGUAGAAUUGUUGCUACAAAUAUUGGAGAUAAAAAAGUAGAGUUAGGUGCCAACUGGAUUCAUGGAGUAUUAGGUAAUCCAAUUUUUGAACUUGCUAUGACCAAUGAUCUUAUUAGUAUUAUGAGUAUAUCAAGACCUCAUAAAAUUGUUGCUGCAAUGGAAGAUGGUAAACAAAUACCAUUUUCUGUCUUGGAAGAAAUAUAUACAGCCUAUAUAUGCUUUUUGAAAAGAUGUGAGGAAUAUUUUUUAAGCUCUUAUAAUCCACCAGAAGGAAUUCAUAGUGUAGGAGAACAUAUUGUUCUUGAAACUAAUCUAUAUUUGGCAUCUUUAUCACCAGAAGACAAAAAGAUUCGACAAUUGCUUUUUGAUUGCUUACUCAAAAGGGAAACUUGUAUAACUGGAUGUGACAAUAUGAAAGAAAUUGAUCUAAUGGAAAUGGGAUCAUAUACGGAACUUCAAGGUGGUAAUAUAAGUUUACCUGGAGGUUAUAGUUCUAUUUUAGAACCCAUUUGUAAGCAUAUACCAAAAGAAAGAAUUCUCACUAAACAUGCUAUUACAAAAAUAAGAUGGCAAACUGAUUCACAACUUAGAUCUAAUGGAUCAAAUGACGCCAUAAAAGUUGAAUGUGAUAAUGGAAAAAUAAUAAAUUGUGAACAAGUAAUUUGUACAUUGCCUUUAGGAGUAUUAAAAGAACAAGCUGCAGAAAUAUUUGUGCCAUCACUAACAACUUCCAAACUUCAGGCCAUCGACAAACUAAUGUUUGGAACAGUUGAUAAAAUAAUAUUAGAAUAUGACAGACCUUUUUUGAAUCCAGGUAUUUCAGAAAUAAUGUUAUUAUGGGAUGAUAGGAAGUUAGCUGUUGAGGAAAUUGCUGAUCCCAUUCAAAGUUGGUUCCGUAAAAUUUAUUCAUUCAUUAAAAUUUCGGAUACACUAUUACUUGGUUGGAUAUCAGGAAAAGCUGCUGAGCAUAUGGAAAGUUUAGAUAGUGAUGAAGUCGCACGUGUUUGUACCAACGUUCUACGUAAAUUUCUGAAUGAUCCAUUUGUCCCUACACCAAAAACCUGUAUUCGUACAUGUUGGUAUUCGCAACCUCAUACGCGUGGUUCCUAUACAGCUAUGGCUGUGGGUGCUAGCCAAAUAGAUAUUGAACGUCUCGCAGAACCCAUUACAAAAGCUGGAGAUUCUUCCAAACUUAAAAUAGCUUUUGCGGGAGAACACACGCAUUCAUCUUUUUAUAGUACAGUACAUGGUGCUUAUCUUAGUGGCCGUACUGCUGCACAAGCUGUGCUUGAAUCUAGGAGGUGGGAAAAACAACUAUCUCUCAAUUGUGAUGGUACAAGUGACUAUAGUUCUUGGAUCCAAGGAAUUAAGCUGGAUUAAGCUUUAAUAAUAUUACAUCGAAACGUAUAAUCUUUUAAAUAUCUACAAACUUAUUUGUACAUAGUAUUAUAAUAAUACUCGUGAGUAUAUACAAAAUUGUGUUUCAAGUCCUUAAACAGUGAUUAAUAUCUAGUAAAUAUGCCUUAAACAAUCAAGCCU